Messenger RNA from Chroicocephalus ridibundus (black-headed gull), 1366 nucleotides. RefSeq names its product transmembrane and ubiquitin like domain containing 1 (gene TMUB1). The coding region runs from base 132 to 896 and encodes 254 amino acids. The record is from RefSeq and is a predicted model, not a curated record. Gene Ontology annotation, molecular function: protein binding. The transcript is spliced from 2 exons. NCBI's taxonomy places the organism in Eukaryota, Metazoa, Chordata, Aves, Charadriiformes, Laridae.
GAGGCGGAAGCGGCGCGAUGGCGGCAGGUGAGGGGCCCGGACCGGCGGCGGCUCCGGUCGCCCGCGUCCCGGCGGGUUGAGGUCGCCGCUCUAUGGCCGCAGGUCGUUAGCCGGUGGUCGCCUUCGCCGCCAUGGCGCUGAUCGAGGGCGUAGGCGAUGAGGUGACCGUGCUCUUCGCCUUGUUGCUGGUUGCCGUGGUGCUGGGGCUGGCCUGGGCCUCCACCCGCGCCCCCGAGCCCACCGCGCCGCCCCGCGCCGCCGCCCCGCUGCCCGAGGAGGGCCCGAGCGCCGCACCGACCCCCGCCGAGCAAAAGGCCCCCGCAGCGGCGGCGGCAGCGGCGGACGGAGCGGCCCCCGAUGGGGCCGGGGGGCUGGCGGCGGGGCUGCGGCCCCGGGCCGGCCCCGCACCCCCGCAGAGCCCUCUCGGUGAGGGGGACGGCGGCUCCGCCGAGCCCACCAUGGUGCUGCGGUUGAAGUUCCUCAACGACACGGAGCGCCUGGCCCGGGUGCACCCUGGUGACACCGUCGGGGCCCUGAAGAGGGCCUAUUUCCCCGGACAGGAGCAGCAAGUGCGGCUGAUCUACCAGGGCCAGUUGCUGCGCGAUGACACCCAGAGCCUGGCUGCCCUCCACCUCGCCCACAACAGCGUCCUGCACUGCCACAUCUCCCCGCACAGCUCGGCCCCAGCGCCCGCCGGCCCCCGCGCCUCUGCCGACCCCGCGCACGCCGCCCUCGAUGUGGGCAGCCUUGUCCUGCCGCUCUUCGUCCUGAUGCUGGCCGUCCUCUGGUACUUCCAGCUGCAGUACCGGCACGUCUUCACCGCCACCGCCACCACCUUCCUGGCCGGCCUCACGCUCCUCUUCAGCUUCGUGGCCUUCACCAUGUACCGCAGAUAGCACAGCCCGCGCCCCGGACGGAGCCGCCAAGCGCAGAACGGACUCAGUCCCGGGUGCCGUCUGCCCGGUGCACCCGCAGACUGUGCCCCCCCUGGGGCUGUGUGCCCGAGCGAGCGGGUGUCCGGGCAGGAGACAGACAGCCUGCCCGCCGCUGUGUCCCGGGGCUCCCGGGCCAGGCAGCGCUGCCACCGGGACUGCAGCCAGUGCUGUGCUACCUCGGGGGGGGUCCCAGUGCCCCCCUGGUGCCCCCCCGGCCCUGCACGGAGUGUCCACCCACCGCUGCCAUGCCCCACAGCCAGCUCCAUGCACCAGAGCUCCUGCCUGGGCUGCCCGUGCCCUGCCCGGGACGGGGCCUGUGCUGCCCCGGGGCUGGGGCUGCCACCCCGCGGUGGGUGGGGGGGCCGGUGCCGGUUGGGGGGCUGCGCUCCCCCCGCUCUGUGACGAUUAAAGGACUGUGAACGGCCGCGGCC